AAAACUUUUUAAUUGAGGACAAAAUGGAUAAAAAUAUCAAAAGUGAAAUAAUAAAAAAUAAAUAAAUAAGUAUCUAUACUUGACGGUAUUUAUUCUAAAAUCGUUUCAAGUAAUAAAUAUUAUUAAGUCCUAAGACCGGUCUAGUCCAUAUCCGGUUUCCAAAAAAAUAUGGCGGACGUCGAAGGUUUUCGAGAAGAAGCAACUCGCAUUAUUCACUCUUUAUGUAGAAAUUUAAUGACGCAAGAUACAGAUGCAAAUUUGUGUGAAGCUAGUCUUAUCACUUUGACAGCAUUAAGUCGGAAUGCACGACGUAUGUGUACCCGUUAUCCCAUUUUUGAACGGUUGUGUGAGAUUAUCGACUCGUUGAUGUCGACAAUUGAAGAGCGAAAGAGGACGCUGCAGCCUCUCGUUGGUUUCUUCGCCGCAAAACAGACUACAACCAGAGGCAGACCACUUUACGUCAUUAGUCGAGAGCAGCUGGAGUAUCUAGUUGAAGCAGGCUUCAAACGAAGAGCUAUUGCUAGUCUGCUUCAGGUGUCAGAUUCUGUUAUUAAGCGCAGCCUCAGGUCAUAUGGUAUAAGCAUCAGAGGAAGGUACUCAAGCAUCUCCAACGAGGAACUUGACAAUCUGGUCCGAGAGAUAACAGAUGGCAAUCAGACACUUGGGCAACAAAUGGUUCAGGGACAUCUUCAGAGUCUAGGACAUCGGGUUCAAAGACAACGUGUUGCUGACAGUCUGAUCCGGGUUGACGAAGCAGCUGUAGCCAUGCGAUGGUGUCACUCGAUUCGGCGAAGGGUGUACAAUGUUGCUGGUCCAAACUCAUUGUGGCACAUAGAUGGAAACCACAAAUUGAUAAGAUGGGGUUUUGUCAUACACGGAGGCAUUGAUGGCUUCUCGCGGAUGUGUGUUUUCCUCCAAGCUGCAACCAACAACAAGGCUACCACGAUGACAAAAGCCUUCAUGACAGGCACCCAGUGCUAUGGUGUCCCAUCAAGAGUCCGCAGCGAUCACGGGCUGGAAAAUACCGGCGUUGGGGCGUUUAUGAUAGCGCAUCGUGGACCUCGUCGGGGUUCUUUCAUCACGGGAAGGAGCGUCCACAAUCAGCGGAUUGAACGCAUGUGGCGUGACCUGUUUGCCAGUGCAACAAACGUGUUUCACGGAUUGUUUUCACAUCUUGAGGAGUCUGGACAGUUGGAUUUGACAAAUCCAGUGCACAUGUGGUGCCUUCAUCACGUGUUUGUGCCUCGUGUCCAGCGAGCGUUAGACAUAUUCCGUGAGGGCUGGAACUGCCACAGGUUGAGCAGUGAAAGAGGUAGAACCCCCACACAGCUCUACAUUGAGGGUAUGAUGCGCCAAGCUGGACAGGGUCAUAGGGGCAUCGACGACAUGGUGUUCCGUGCUCCGGAGGAAGACAUCCAAGACCAUACUGAAUAUGGUAUUGACGAUGAGGUCGAGGUAGCCCCCCGAGAAGACAUGAUCACCAAUGUGUCAAAUGUAGACUGUCCUCUGAAUGAGCAGGACUUCACAAGACUAACACAAACUUUGAACAUUGAGAGUGACCACCAGGGUGUGGAUUGUUUCUUGGCAUGUGUUGAGUUUUGCAAUUCUGUGUAGUGACCAAGCUAUGAUUACAUGAAACUGCUUAUAUGGUGACCAGAAUCAGAUAGUGAAUUAUCGGAUGAUGAUUGUUGUGGCAACUAGUCUAGUUGCCAUAACAAUCAUCAUCCGAUAAUUCACUAUCUGAUUCUGGGUCAUAUUCUAAUAUAGUUUAGAUUAGAAUCACCUGAAACUGUUUUAUAUUCUGGAAAAUUUACUAUUUAAAGUCAAAUUGGUGUUAGUACAUGUUUUAAUGUUUUUUAAUACAUGUAUAUCUGUUAUUAUCAAAAUCUUGAUAAUUGAGACUCUCAUUAUCUCUCAAUAUUCUCAUUUGGUAUUUUAUUUGUGCUUUUCAUAACAUGUACACUUCUUUUUAUCAGACUUUUAUUAAUUAAGUUAUGUACAUGUACUCAUUUGUUAAUGUCACUUAAAGUGCCAGACAUAUACUCAUCUGAUAUCAGACUGUAAUUUAUUAAGUAAUAUACUCAUUUGGUAAUUUCAUUUGAAGUGCUAGUCAUAAACUCUUGGUAAAAUGUUAUUGUGUUAAGUGGAGGUUCAUUAUAUUGAGAUUGUUCUUUGUCAGUCUGACAGGUCAAUUUUUGCAACUGUUUAAAUGAUCUCAUGUGCUAAGAGUUAAACACUGUUAUUGUACUGUUUUAUUGUGUACUCUUAACACAGUAUUACUUAUAAAUGUUCUAGUAUUUGCUCAUAAAAUGCUUCAGUAUAAUUGUUUUAAUUCUUGUGAUGUUUAUCAGACUUUAUUUUUCUUAAGGUAACUUACUCCUUUGGUAAUUCUAUUUGAAUUGCUAGUCACAUUCUCUUGGUAAAAUGCGAUUGUGUUAAAUAGAGGAUCAUAAUAUUGAAUAUUAUUGUUUGACAGUUGAUAAAGAUGUUUACAGUUUUUAUACGCCCGUAUAAAAUACGGGACGUAUUAUGUGAAACCCCUUGGCGGCGGGCGGGCGGCGGGCGGAAGGCAUCACUUUGUCCGGACUCUAAUUCAAAUUGUAUUCAUCCGAUCUUCACCAAACUUGGUCAGCAGUUGCAUCUAGUUGAUAUCUAGGCCAAGUUCGAAUAUGGGUCAUGCCAGGUCAAAAACUAGGUCAUAGGGUCAAUAAGUGCAUUUUCAAAGGGGCCACUUUGUCCGGACUCUAUUUCAAAUUGUAUUCAUCCGAUCUUCACCAAACUUGGUCAGCAGUUGCAUCUAGUUGAUAUCUAGGCCAAGUUCGAAUAUGGGUCAUGCCGGGUCAAAAACUAGGUCAUAGGGUCAAUAAGUGCAUUUUCAAAGGGGCCACUUUGUCCGGACUCUAUUUCAAAUUGUAUUCAUCCGAUCUUCACCAAACUUGGUCAGCAGUUGCAUCUAGUUGAUAUAUAGGCCAAGUUCGAAUAUGGGUCAUGCCGGGUCAAAAACUAGGUCAUAGGGUCAAUUAGUGCAUUUUCAACGGCGCCACUUUGUCCGGACUCUAAUUCAAAUUGUAUUCAUCCGAUCUUCACCAAAUUUGGUCAGAAGUUGUGUCUAGAUGAUAUGUAGGUCAAGUUCAAAUAUGGGUCAUGCCGGGUCAAAAACUAGGUCACGAGGUUACUUAGUGCAUUUCAAGCAUUUAGCAUGGUGUCCGCUCUCUAAUUGAAGUAGUUUUCAUCUGAUCUUCACCUAAUUUGGUCAGAAGUUGUGUCUAGAUGAUAUGUAGGUCAAGUUCGAACAUGGGUCAUGCCGGGUCAAAAACGAGGUCACAUAGUGCAUUUCAAGCAUUAAGCAUGUUGUCCGCUCUUUAAUUGAAGUAGUUUUCAUCUGAUCUUCACCAAAUUUAGUCAGAUGUUACAUCUAAGUGAUAUCUAGGUCAAGUUCAAAUAUGGGUCAUGCCGGGUCAAUAACUAGGUCUUGAGGACACUUUCAAGCAUUGAGCAUGGUGUCCAAAACCUUCGAACGGGCGUACCUUGUGACAGUUUGGCACUCUUGUUACUGUUUCUUCUUAUUUGCAAUAACUACUUGUGGACUAGUCAUUUAAAUUAGUUUAGUUAUAUAUUUUGAAAUGUCAUUGUCAUUAUUGGAAGUUAUAACUUAUUAAAAUGUUAAAAAUU
This is a messenger RNA of Dreissena polymorpha, 3672 nucleotides long. RefSeq lists its product as uncharacterized. Bases 169 to 1614 code for a protein of 481 amino acids. The record is from RefSeq and is a predicted model, not a curated record. Gene Ontology annotation, molecular function: nucleic acid binding. Lineage: Eukaryota; Metazoa; Mollusca; Bivalvia; Myida; Dreissenidae. The transcript is spliced from 4 exons. Gene Ontology annotation, biological process: DNA integration.